Bursaphelenchus okinawaensis is the source of this 1437-nucleotide messenger RNA. The record is from the annotation of a GenBank genome assembly. NCBI's taxonomy places the organism in Eukaryota, Metazoa, Nematoda, Chromadorea, Rhabditida, Aphelenchoididae.
AUGGUAAUGGAACUAAAGAGAUUUCAACUUGAACCAAACUGCAUUGUAAGCGAGCUGUGUCGUGAGCCUCAACUCAAAACCCAAUUGAAGACUGGAUUUGAUACGACUUUAUCAUCUUUGCUCAAUCUUAACAACACACUUCAAGUAAAUUUUAAAUUCAAAUAUUAUUUAGUAAUGACUAUAAUUUUGUUUUAUGAACAAAUAGGUUGUUUCUAGUCUGAUUUCUUUGUUAUGGUUAAGCAUCAACACUCAAUUGUGUACUUUAGCAUACUUGAAUAAUUAACAAAAAAUAAAAGGUUAAUAAAAAUUUUUUUUUAUAACAGAGCGACUUGUUGGAUCGAAUGGUUAGCAACCCAGUUGAUUCAAUAAAACUUAGUGAUGUCUAUGUAUACGCUGAAAUUAUUGGUACGGACCCUGCUUUUAAUUUCGUUAGAACUUGCGACAAUUCCACAAAACAUCAGCUACUUGUACCAGUUGAUGAACUUGUAAGUGUUUUUAACAUUAAAAAUAUUGGCAUUAAAGUAAGAUUUUAAAAAUUUAAGUAUAACGAAUGUGCUUUUAAUUCAUCAAAGAAAAUAAGAAGGUAGUUUGAACUGCUAGCUGGAAUGUAUUUGCUGUGACAUUAGAAAAUCUAUGUGUGAUUUUGGCAUUAUGUAAUCUUAGUAAGAGUAGAAUACUAAAUUGAGCUUACUUUAUUACGUAAAUAAAAACGGAUUAAAACAUAGAUUAUCUUUGAAAAUGGUAUUUUUAGCUAACAUAACUUUAAACACAACAGUAAAAGAUACUAGUAACUUAAAAGUAAUACUAUUCUUGCAGAGUUCUGAUCGCAAGUUAUACCACUUUAAUCUGAAAGGAAACUGUUUUAAAGCAGUAAUAUAUUUGAGUGUGCAUGAAAAUGCAUGUCCGUGGUGCAUAUUUAACGCGGAGUCGAUAAUUGCUGAAGAAAAACAAGUUGCAGAUGCUUCUUCGACCCUACUUACUAUAAUCAGCAUUGUGACAACAAUUUUAGCUUUAACAUUGCUUGUUGCUUGCGCUGUGAUGUGUCGGAUUAAUCGAAAGUUGUCGCGUUCAAUGCGACGUUCGGAAUCCUCUAGUCCAUCAACUCAAAACACGUCAACUUCAGAUUCUGGAUACGACGUUCCGUGGCGCAAUUACAAUGGCGGAAUUCGUACACAACGAAUAGUCCGAGGGUCAAGCCAAACGAAUGGAAAUGGUGCUUACCAGGCUUAUCAUCGUCCUACAACCAUCAUUCCGCAACAUGCUAUACUUGAUGAUCAAAGUUUAUUGAAAUUAUCGCCUUCUGAUUACCCGCCGAUUUCGUCGAUGGGAGUUUGUUUAAACACAAUGCAUAAUCGUAUGGGCGUCAAUGAUAGUACUAUACACAUAACAGCGGUACCGUUUAAAGAUUAUGAUGAUUUAGGAAGAGACAAUAUUUGA